GAUGACGCGUUUAGAGAUUCUAAAAUAAAGGAACUUUAUUUUACCGAUUGUGAACUCAAAGAAAUUGAUUCUGCUUCAUUGCGUGGUCUUGAAUCAUCUCUCGAGCUUUUAGAUAUAUCGGGAAAUAAUAUUACUGAAUUACAGCAAAAUAUUUUUCAAGAAUUUGAUUUUUUGAGGACACUUAUUUUCAAGGACAAUAAAAUAGCAACUUUUUCACCAGUGGAAGUAUUUACGGGUUUUCAGUACUCACUAUACAACCUAGAUUUAAGUGGCCGACAAAAUGCAGCGAUAUCUCUUCAAGACCUGCGGCAAAUGCGUAACUUGCGUUGUCUUGCUUUGUCUAAAUUAUCACACGACUCAUUGUCAGCUGACGAUUUCAUCGAAUUCGGUAUUGACGUGAAAGAGUUACGCAUAACACGCAGCAAUCUAAACAGCAUCAAAAGUCAUGCAUUCACACAUGUUCGGGGAAUAAAAUAUUUAGACUUUUCGGAAAACUCUAUUUCGUCGAUGGACGAUGAAGCAUUUUCUGAAGUGGGACAUUCUUUGUUGACACUUAAACUUGCUCAUGCUCUAUCCAGUUCAUUGAGUGAACUGCCUAGUAAACCAUUUAAAUCUCUUACUAAUUUACAAUAUCUUGAUUUGAGUAACAAUAAAAUUCGUUCAAUGUCUGACACGUGUUUUCAUUUUUUGAAACGAAUCAAGAGAAUUGAACUUCAGGACAAUGAAAUAACUGAAAUACGAAAAGGAACUUUUCAGGGUGACAUACACUCAACAUUAGAAGAAGUUGAUUUCGCGUUCAAUCACAUAACAAAUCUCCAAACUCAUACAUUCGUCGAUUUGUCAGUGAUGACAUUUUUAAACUUGCAAGACAAUAACAUCGACAAAAUCGAACGACGUGCCUUCAUGAAUAUGAAUCGAUUGAAAUAUAUUAAUUUAAGAGGAAACAAAAUAAUUAGUGUCGUCGAUGAAGCCUUCCAAAAUUUGCCAGAUCUUGAAUUUUUGGAUUUAGCUUACAACAAAAUGAAUGAAUUUGAUUUUGCUUGGUUUGACCAAGUCGGAACUCUAGCUUCUUUCAAAGUCAACGCCAGUCACAAUUCGAUCAGUAAACUAGAAAUAAAUACUUCUAUGGAAUACGCUUUGACUCAUCUGUAUUUAUCUCAUAACAAAAUAGUCAACAUGUCGCAAGCAGUAUUCGGUAAUCUGCCGCACCUUCAAUGGCUUGAUUUACGUCACAAUGAACUCAGUGACAUUGAUUUUGACUGCUUCCGUAAUACUAAGAAUAUACAAGUGCUGCUGCUGUCUCACAACAAUAUCGCGGAAAUCCCCGUGGAAACUCUAAGAAGCCUAAAGAAGUUACGCAUUUUAGAUUUGUCAUACAACAGACUACGAACUUUGCCAGAUAAUUUGUUCACCGAUGCUACUAUCGAAAGUCUUGACCUCUCAAAUAACCAAUUUAUGCGCUUACCAACAAAAGCAAUUACUGGUACGGCAGCAGCUUCUAUUUCAAUUCUUGAUUUGUCCUGGAAUUUUUUGUCAAGCAUCAACGUCGCUGAUUCUAUAAAUAAAUUUCGUAAGAAAAAUUUUCCCAAAAAUUAA
Molecule: messenger RNA, 1596 nt
Organism: Cotesia congregata
Lineage: Eukaryota; Metazoa; Arthropoda; Insecta; Hymenoptera; Braconidae
Source: the annotation of a GenBank genome assembly